This is a messenger RNA of Brenthis ino (lesser marbled fritillary), 1617 nucleotides long. Lineage: Eukaryota; Metazoa; Arthropoda; Insecta; Lepidoptera; Nymphalidae. The record is from the annotation of a GenBank genome assembly.
AUGAAUAUUAUAGUAAUAUUUUCGAGUAUUUUAGUGAUUAGUGGAUAUGCUGAUGGUGGAGUGCUAAAAAAUAACUCGUUUAAGCUAGACAUCAUUCAUUAUAAUGAUUUUCAUGCAAGAUUCGAAGAAACAACAGUGUCAUAUCCAGUGUGCCAUUCUAAUAAUACUUCAUGUUUGGGAGGUUUUGCACGUAUGUACUAUGAAAUCAAAACUCUACUCAAGGAAAAACCUGGUGCAUUAGUAUUGGAUGCAGGAGACACUUUUCAAGGAACCUAUUGGUAUACACUGUUGAAGUGGAACAUUACAGAAAAAUUUAUUAAUUUAUUACCUAAUGAUGCUCAUGCAAUAGGAAAUCACGAGUUUGAUGAUGGGAUUGCGGGCUUAGCGCCAUAUCUUGCGGCACUCCAAGCUCCAGUGGUGGUAGCUAAUAUUGAUACGAGUCUUGAACCUAAUCUAAAUGGUUUAUAUAAGCCACAUAUAAUCAUAGAAAGACGUAGAAGAAAAAUAGGUAUAAUUGGUCUGAUUACGACAGAAACCAAGAUGUCAUCAAAUACAGAAAAAGUUAAAUUCUUAGAUCCCAUAAAAACAGUUCAAAAAGAAGCUCAAUUACUAACGGAUCAAGGAGUGGACAUAAUAAUAGUUCUGUCACAUUGCGGACUCGACAUUGACAAACAAAUAGCAGAGACGGUGGGAGAGAACAUUGAUGUCAUUGUCGGAGGACAUUCACACAGUCUUUUAUGGAAUGGAGAGUCACCAAGCAAAGAAUAUAUUUCAGGACCCUAUCCUGUCCUCGUUAAUUCUAAAAAUAAUUCGGAUCAUCAGGUAUUAAUAGUAACAGCGGCAUGUUUUACAAAAUAUUUGGGUAACUUAACAGUGUAUUUUGAUAAUAAAGGAGAGUUGAUAGAUUUCGAUGGUGAUCCUGUCUUUCUUAAUAGGUCAAUUCCUGAAGAUCCUGAAAUAAAAGCUCUGUUGAAGCCCUAUGCAGAUAAACUUCAUAAUCUCGUCAAUGAAAAAAUCGGAUUUGUUGAUGGUGGUUUUCUCGCAUCGACGUGUGGAUUUCAGGAGUGUGCUAUUGGAAAUUUUAUUGCAGAUGCAUUUUUAGACGCUACUCAGGAAAUGCAAAUUUCAAAUCUACCGCAUGUUUCGUUUGUGUUACGUAAUAUGAUUCGAGGUUCUAUACCGAAAGGAGACAUAACGCGGGGAGAGGUAAUUAAUGUAUUACCGUUUACCAAUAAAGCAAUUACUUUCUCACUGUUAGGAAAAUAUUUAUUAGAAGCUUUUAAAAAUUGUAUGAGCAUGUCGUGGGUUUCUAAACCAUUUCAAGGCCCUUGGAUGCCACAAGUAUCUGGCAUGCAUUUGACUUUAAAUUUGACUGAAGAAUUAGAAAUAAAGGUAUUAAUAAAGGAAGGUGAUGAGUUUAUUCCUUUGGACCUAGAAAAGGAAUACCAAGUUACUACGAUGAACUUCAUAACUAAAGGUGGAAAUGGUUUUAGUAUGUUGAAUAAGUAUGGAAAAAACAAGACUGUAGUUGGAAAAGAUACAGAAGUGUUAGAGAGGUAUGUUAGAAAGCGUUCGCCAAUCACACCAAAAUUAGACAAAAGACUUAUUGUGAUAAAU